CCUUGGCCCGGCGCCCAGGGCCUGAACAUGGCUGCUCCGAGCUCGGCCGGCAGCUCCCUGUACGAUGCCAUCGUCGUGGGCGCAGGGAUCCAGGGCUCCUUCACCGCCUACCACCUUGCCAAGCAGGGCAGGAGGGCCUUGCUGCUGGAGCAGUUCCCCCUCCCUCAUUCCCGGGGCAGCUCCCACGGGCAGAGCCGCAUCAUCCGCAGCACCUACCCGCAGCCGCACUACGCCCGCAUGAUGCCCGAGUGCUACCGGCUCUGGGCGCAGCUGGAAGCAGAGGCGGGCACCCAGCUCUACAGGCGGACGGGGCUGCUGGUGCUGGGGGCGGAGGGCAGCCCAGCCUUCGGGGCCUGCCUGCAGAGCCUGGCCCAGCACCGCGUGCCCGGAGAGCUGCUGUCGGCGCAGGAGCUUCCCCGGUGCUUCCCCGGCGUGCGGGCGUACCGCGGGGAGACGGCCGUGUUCGAGCCCACCGCAGGCGUGCUCCGCGCGGACAAGGCACUGCGGGCUGUGCAGGACCUGUUCCUCCAGGCCGGCGGGGCCCUGCGGGAUGGCGAGAAGGUGGUUGCCAUCGAGCCAGGGCCCGUGGUGACCGUGAGAACCAGCGCAGGGGUGCACCGGGCCGGGAGCCUGGUGAUCACUGCCGGGCCAUGGACCAACAAGCUUCUGGCCCUGCUGGGGCUGCAGCUGCCCCUCCAGCCCCUGCGUGUCAGCGUGUGCUACUGGAAGGAGAAGGUGCCCGGGACCUACGGGAGCCCCGCGGGCUUCCCCUGCUUCCUGAGCCUCAGCACCAGCCAGACGCCCCACGACAUCUAUGGGCUGCCGGCCAGCGAGUACCCGGGGAUGGUGAAGGUCUGCUACCACCACGGCCGCCCCGUGGACCCCGACGAGCGGGACCGGGAGCCCGAGGGCUCGGCCCCGCCCGACAUCCAGAUCCUGCGCAGCUUCGUCGGCCAGUACCUGCCCGGCUUGGAGCCCGAGCCGGCGGUGGUGGAGAGCUGCAUGUACACGAUCACCCCGGAUGAGGACUUUGUGCUGGACCGGCACCCCCAGUUCAGCAACAUCGUGAUCGGAGCUGGCUUCUCAGGCCACGGGUUCAAGCUGGCGCCGGUCGUCGGGAAGGUCCUGUGCGAGCUGAGCCUGGGGCAGGCGCCGUCCUGCGACACGGAGCCGUUCCGGAUCCAGCGCUUCCCCGGCCAGCGCCGGGCGGCCCUGUAGGGCUUCACGGACCGCCAGGAGCCACUGCCCAGCCCAGGGACCCGCAGAGGAGGCCCCGAGACACCUGGUGCCCCCACGGGAAGCUGGAGGACGACGCUGCCCUGGAGCCCUGCCUGCCCACGUGAAACUGCCCCUGCCUGCCUAUCUCUGCCUGCAUCCGGGGCCGGCCGGAGCAGCCGCCUGGAGCACAGGACACAUCCAGCACGGCGGGCUGGGCUCCAGAUGGGCCGUGGGCCCAGCUCGCUCCACCAGCGCCAGGCCCAGAGCAAAGGUGCCAAGAGCAACAAACCCCGUCCAGGCCCCGGGGCUGCUCCAGGCCCUGGCAGGGACCUGGAGCCUCAGCCCGCGGGGCUGGGAGCUCCCCGAGGCGGGUGGGUGGGUGUGUGAGGGGGUGGGGGGCACUGGAAAGGGCUCCGGCACAGGGUCAUGCAAUGCUCAGGCCUGGUCUAGGACCGGGACCUCGGGCAGCUCCCUGCUCGUCCAGCCCCGGGGCUCCCAGCCGACUCCGGCGCCCGUGUCCUAGGCAGGUGGGCAGCAGGACAACCAGGGGCUGUGGCCGGGACGGGCGCAGCGCUGAGCCCCCUGCUUCACCUGGGUAGAUACCGAGUGCUCGGUGCUGGGCAUGGAGCUGGGGGGAUGCACCAGGUACCCCAGGGCUGGCGCUGGCUCCAGGCUCUGCAGGGAGCCCGAGCCCUGUCCCCUGCCAGCACCCGGAGCUGGCGCCUCCCCGGCACUGCCGUCUGCCGUGGCGGGGUGCGUCCACGCCAGACCCUCAAUAAAGUGCGUGGCCAGACUCACGAGGACGGAGCCGUCCUGGCAGGGAGAGAUGCUGCGUCGAAGCAAGUGAAAUGUUUUAAUGUUAAA
Molecule: messenger RNA, 2082 nt
Organism: Alligator mississippiensis (American alligator)
Lineage: Eukaryota; Metazoa; Chordata; Crocodylia; Alligatoridae
Gene: PIPOX
Product: pipecolic acid and sarcosine oxidase
Exons: 8
Coding region: 28-1218 (396 amino acids)
Cellular component (GO): peroxisome
Molecular function (GO): flavin adenine dinucleotide binding; sarcosine oxidase activity; L-pipecolate oxidase activity
Source: RefSeq, a predicted model, not a curated record